Molecule: messenger RNA, 1282 nt
Organism: Gastrolobium bilobum
Lineage: Eukaryota; Viridiplantae; Streptophyta; Magnoliopsida; Fabales; Fabaceae
Product: heavy metal-associated isoprenylated plant protein 35-like
Exons: 3
Coding region: 286-1140 (284 amino acids)
Molecular function (GO): metal ion binding
Source: RefSeq, a predicted model, not a curated record
AGCACCCUUUCACCCUCCUCUCUUUCUAAAACAGAAUUAUAGCAUCCGUAGUUUCUGUUUACAGAAUGGCUGCACCAGAAACAAUAGCCGAUGCUAACGAACCAGACCAGUUGCAACCUCUCAUGUGCAAGGUUCUAAUCCUCUUAAGCCUCUGUUUAUCAGAGCUGUGUUUUGAAAGUCUCCAUUCAUUGUCAAGGCUGCACAAGGAAAGUUAAAAAAGUUCUUCAGAGUAUAGAUGGUGUUUAUGACACACAAAUUGAUUUGAGGCAACAAAAGGUAGUAGUAAUGGGGAACAUUGACAGCGCUACUCUGAUUAAGAAAUUGUCAAAGACAGGGAUACGAGCAGAGUUGUGGCCUGAACAAGCUGAUUUGAAGAAGAAAAAGAAAAAGAAGAAGAAAAAGAAGAAGAAGAAAGGAAAAUCAGAGAACACAGAGAAACAGAGCGACCGAGAAAGCAGUGAAGAAAGCAACCAUAGCGAUGACGACGAAAAAGAAGCUACUAAAGUUGUAAUUCAAGACACAGCCAAAAAUGCCGAAGGUGCGGUUAACGUUAACAAAGUUAGUGAAGGAUUUCCGACCGGUAAAGGCAGUGUACAAUUCCAAGAACCAAAGCCAGAAGUGAGACAAAUCGUGACGUUACCGUCCGGUAACCCGGCAACGGUGAUUGAGAAAAAGGUUUGCAUCGCCGUCCAAGACAAUGAUGAUAAUGGAGGAGCGAACGAGAACAUCAACGGUGGCAAAAAGAAGAAAAGUAAGGGGCAAAAAGGGAAUAACAAUAACGAGGGUGUUACGAUUGAACUCUCCGGUGAUUGUAACCAAAUGCACGGUCAUAACCAUGGUCCGGGUCCUGGAUCAGUUCCAAUUUUGGUCCCAUCCAAUGAGAGUCCUCCACGUCAUCAGUACCCACCAUAUUACAAUGCACCAGCACCUCCGGUGUAUACUGGGAGUUAUCACACACCAACAGCAUAUCCCACUACUACCAGCCGCUACGGUGCAUCGUAUUAUACCUCCCAACGACCGUAUUCGUACGCUCACGUGCAUCAAGGUGGUGGGUCCGACUCGGAACCUUAUACAUCACAACCGUUAAAUUCGUUUGAAUUGUUCAGCGAUGAAAACCCGAAUGCCUGUUCAGUCAUGUGAAAGAUACCGGCUGAAUUUAACCGCCGUAACUAGCUUUUGUAAUUGGAUGGUUAGUUGGUAUGAGCUCAAUAUUGUUACAAUAGCUUAGUGUUAAUCUCUGGUGCUUUAUUGUAUGUAAAAUAAAAAACAUGCAUCAGGUGUA